UGGGCCCCUAUACCCGCCUCCUCAUGCUGCUGCCAGGCCCCUAAUCUGCCAUGGGCCCCUAUAACCGCCUCCUCAUGCUGCUGCCAGGUCCCAGAGUCUCUCAUGGGUCCCUGUACGGCCUCCCAUUGCUGCUGUCUCCAUCGCCACACUCUGCCAUGCAUGCCACUUUCAGGUCUCCUCACACACUGCUGGUGUGUUCCAUUUUUUUGUCAUAGGCUGCUGACAGAUUACGGGCCUCCCCAUUGCUGCUGCAGGCCUGUAAUCUGCCAUGGGGCCUCCACCGCCUGGUCACGCUGCUGCUGGGUCCACAGUGUGACAUGGGUCCCUGUACCCCGCCUCCCAUUGCUCCCAUCUCUGCCAUGUGCCACUUUGAGGUCUCCUCACACUCCUGCUGUUUUCCAUUUUGUCAUAGGUUGCUGCAGAUUA
Messenger RNA from Staurois parvus, 426 nucleotides. The record is from the annotation of a GenBank genome assembly. NCBI's taxonomy places the organism in Eukaryota, Metazoa, Chordata, Amphibia, Anura, Ranidae.